Erpetoichthys calabaricus (reedfish) is the source of this 809-nucleotide messenger RNA. Its product is annotated as olfactory marker protein-like. The transcript has a single exon. Gene Ontology annotation, biological process: signal transduction; sensory perception of smell. Bases 104 to 571 code for a protein of 155 amino acids. The record is from RefSeq and is a predicted model, not a curated record. Lineage: Eukaryota; Metazoa; Chordata; Cladistia; Polypteriformes; Polypteridae.
CUGUCUGAGCAGCCAAAUCAAUACUCUUCUAAGUGUGCUGGCAGACAGGGCUAGCUGGGGAGAAGAGAACCAGCUAAAAACAUUUUUAAGCCUGAAAAGAACCAUGGCCUCCGAAAUGGAGCUAAUCUUCAAUCAAGACUUCCACCUAACAGAAUGCAUGAGGCUGAGAGUCAAGAGUCUUGAGCAAAAAAACCAGAGACCACAGGAUGGCGAGAAGCUUCUGCUUCCCAAUGAGUAUGUGUAUCGCCUAGACUUUUCUGAACAGCAGCUCAAGUUUCUGAGGUGGAACAUUAACCUGAAUGCCACUGGGAAAAUCAUCAUCACUGGGACCUCUCAGCACUACACACCCGACCUCACCAACCUUAUGACCCGGCAGCUGCUGGAUCCAUCUGGAAUCUUUUGGAAGACCGAAGGGGAUGGUGAAGUCAAUCACUAUGAAGCAGAUACACAAGAGUUUGGUGAGAGGAUUGCAGAUCUAGCCAGGAUCAGGAAAGUGAUGUACUUCCUGGUGACAUUUCAAGAUGACAUAACUCCAGAUGACAUCAACUGUUCCAUAAUUUUUAAAGUGUGAAGUAGACUUGGAAGAGCAAACAUGACUAAGCUUGACUUUUCAUUGAUCGUUCUGCUUAAACCUGUGUUUUGUUUUUUCCUACGUACUAAUUAAGUAACUUGUGCUUCACUGAGGUAUAAUUUCUUUAAAUUUCUUCUUGUGUUUGUCACUUUGGUUUGUCAUUCUGCUUUGUGAGUUGUAUAUUUUAUUGGCAAGCAAUCAGCCAAAAAUCUAUAAAGUACAUAGAGUUAACAAGGAA